This is a messenger RNA of Syzygium oleosum, 1434 nucleotides long. Its product is annotated as putative F-box protein At1g49610. The record is from RefSeq and is a predicted model, not a curated record. The transcript has 4 exons. Lineage: Eukaryota; Viridiplantae; Streptophyta; Magnoliopsida; Myrtales; Myrtaceae. The coding region runs from base 1 to 1434 and encodes 477 amino acids. Gene Ontology annotation, molecular function: protein binding.
AUGGCAGGUACUUUGAAGCAGACCACAGGCCAAAAAGACGAUGAUUACAUCAGUCCGUUGCCCGAUUGCCUAAUCCACCACAUCUUCUCCUUUUUGCGCAUGAGGGACGUGGUCAAAACUUGUGUUUUGUCGAAAAGUUGGCGGUCUGUUUGGACCACUGUCUCGGAUCUCAGGUUCUCCAUCUCUUCUUAUGAUGAUGAUUGGUUUGUAGAAAGGGUUUUGACCCAAUAUGGGUGGGCUAAGGUGGAAAAGUUCCACCUUGACAUUGAAUCAAAGCACUUCUUUACCUCUACUAUCGAUUCAUCGGUUUGCUUUGCGAUUGAUCAUCAAGUGCAAGAACUUCGUCUCAGCUUUAAUUUUGGGUGGGCGUGUUACACGCUGUCUCCAUUGCUCUAUAGUUGCUCUUCGUUGACUAAGCUAUGUUUGAGUCGCUGUUGUUUAUCAUUCAGCGAAAGUAUCAGUUGGAUUUCGCUUAAGUCCUUGUCCAUUCAAUACAUGGACAUGAGUGAUGAUGUUCUGCAGAAAAUUUUGAUGGGCAGCCCUGUCCUUGAAUACUUGAAUUUGAAAAGAUGCUGGGAUGUAAAAGGAAUUCAUUCGACCAGUUUGAAAGAGUUGGUGAUUGAUGAUAUUCAAGUGGGAUUACCUUUGCACAUUUCGACUCCUCAAUUACUGUCAUUGCAUGUGACAGAUUAUCUUUUUGAGAUAAUAAGAAUUGUUGAAGCACCAUCCUUGCUGGAAGCGGUAUUAGAUUUCCACAGUCAAAUUAAAUCAGAUUUCUGCCUGCUGAAGGAAAUGCUUUGCAAGCUGCAAAAUGCUACUCGAAUUCUUUUCGGUUCUUGGUGCGUUCGGGUUAUGUGGCCUUUGAAGGUAGAAGACGUGCAGGUUUUGCUGCCGAGUUGCAAGUCUCUGACCCUACACGUGCCCAUUCCCGAGUUUAGCUUUCCUGCUAUAGCAAAUAUGCUAGCAACUACACCAAAUUUGGAGAAGCUGGUUAUAGUUUUUAAGCCAUUUGAUCCGUACUCGUACUCGGUAUAUUCUCUAUACUCUAAUUCGCAGAAUAUAUCUGACUUAGACUCCUGCAAUUUUGAUCACGAGAGCUAUUGGCAUAUAAAGAAGAAGUUCAAGCGUUGGGCUCUGCAUCUCAAGAAUGUUGAGAUUUUUGGAUUUUAUGAUUGUUUAAGAUUUAAAUAUGAGGAAGUUCUCACGCUGGUAAAGUUUCUUCUCGGACAUGCAUUUGUGCUGGAAAAUAUGGUCAUCGAUGUUAUGAAGGGAUUACAACAUCUUGAGCUUCAAUACUAUGCGGAUUCGUUCCAUGAGACUCUCCGCUCAGUAAAGCUUCUCAAAAUGCUGAAGUUGUUUAUUGCUAUCCUUGUGGGGGAAAUCCUUCUGAAAUCAUGUGUAGAUCUUAACUCUUUGCUCGAUCUCAUGAUGUGA